This is a messenger RNA of Triticum turgidum subsp. durum (durum wheat), 3612 nucleotides long. NCBI's taxonomy places the organism in Eukaryota, Viridiplantae, Streptophyta, Magnoliopsida, Poales, Poaceae. The record is from the annotation of a GenBank genome assembly.
AUGGCGGACCUUGUGGUUGGCAUGGCCAAGUCGGUGGUGGAGGGAGCGCUGACCAAGGCCCAGGCGGCCAUCGAGGAGGAGGCCAAGCUGCGGCAGAGCGCGCAGCGCAACCUGGUGUUCAUCACUGGCGAGUUCCAGAUGAUGCAGUCUUUCCUUAACGUCGCCGACAGUGACCGCCUGGAGAAUCCGGUGGUGAGGACGUGGGUGCGGCAGAUCCGCGACCUCGCCUAUGAUGUGGAGGACUGCAUCGAGUUCGUCGUCCACCUCGACAAGAAGAACAGCUGGUGGCUCCGCCUGAUCAAGCCGGCGAGCUGGCUCCUUAGGCCCUGUGUGGAUCAGGGACCGCUACCGCUGGAUGAGGCGGUCGACGAGCUGGACCGCCUCAAGGCCAGGGUGGAGGAUGUGAGCAGCAGGAACACGCGCUACAGCCUCAUCAGCGACUCCGGCUCCAAGCCCGUCACCGUGGUGCAGCAAGAUCAAAAGCCAUCACUCCGUGACGCCGCCGACGGCGCGGCAGCAUUCAACAGCCUCUUCGAGGCGGCAUUCAAAACCACUCAAAAAGGGCGCCAAAGUGAUCUCACAAAGCUGCUCACCACCAGUAAGGGCCAUGACCUCCGAGUGAUCUCAAUCUGGGGCACCGGCGCCGGCACCGGAGGUGGGGAGGAUCUUGGGAUGGCAACCAUCGCCUGGAACGUCUAUGUUGAUACAGAAACCUGCAAAAACUUCACCUGUCGUGCCUGGCUGAAGCUGAUGCAUCCUUUCAAUCCCCAUGAGUUCGUCCGUUCUUUGACGGCUCAGUUCUACACCACGACGUCCGUUGGUGGUGGUGUACAGGCCCUGAUGAAGAUGGAGGCAACACGAGGAGGAGAUCCCCUCAAGGAUUUUGCGCAGCUUGUCGCGGAAAAUAGGUACCUCGUUGUGUUGGAGGACCUCUCCACCAUGGCAGAGUGGGAUGCUAUCAGGAGUUUUUUUCCAAACAAGAAGAAUGGCAGCUGCAUAAUCUUGUCCACGCAGCAAUUCGAGGUAGCAAGUUUGUCAGUGGGACAUCCAUACCAAGUGCAGCGUCUCAACCAGCUAUCAGCAGAGCACUCUGUUUACGCCUUCUUUACAAAGGGAUCUCAAUAUGAAGCAGAUAAAGGCAAGGAAACCGAUCAUGCACUCACCAACAACAAUGGGGCAUCAAUGGGCAGUACCUGUAAAAAAGAUGCAGCCAAGAAGUGGAUGGAUGAGCAUCCCCUUGUUGGACGCAAGUCAGAAACGAAUAAUCUUGAUCUGAAGGUAAUUUUGGCACGGCGCAAAACCUACCAUGUUAUGUCUGUGUGGGGAAUAGCUGGGGUUGGAAAAUCAGCUCUCGUCAGAAACAUGUUCUGCGAGAGAAUUCUCAAGGGAAAUCUAUUUAAGAAGUUUGGUUGGGUGGAUGUAUCACAUCCUUUCAAUUUAUGGGACUUCUCUCGAGUUCUACUUGCGAGUCUUGGUUCUGCAUAUAUUCAAGCCAGUGAAGCUGCAAACUUGUGUAUGAUGGGAAGUAGAAAUCCCAUUGUAGAGUGUCGUGAGAUUCUGGAAAAGCAUAGAUGCCUGGUUGUUAUAGAUGGACUGCAGUCCAUGAAAGAAUGGGAUCUCAUAAAAACUGAGUUGGUAGAUGGAUCCCAUCAUCAGAAUGUUAUGAUCGCUGUUACAACUGAACAAGAAAUUGCCACUCAUUGCCGAGGAGAUAAGGGAAAACUCGUGUUUAAUGUCAAAGGUCUGGAAGCUGACACCGCCAUUGAACUCUUCAAGAAGGUAUCCAACAAGGAUGAAGGGCCAGUGCUAGAAGAACUUACUUCAAUAUGUGGUGGACUUCCCAAAGUAAUAGUUGAGAUGGCUGGCUCAUUCUUGAAAAAUACAGAUCGAUGGAAAGAUGCACUCUCAACAAAUAAUAAGAUUAUGUCAGAGCUCGAGAACAACAGAGAGUUUGCUAGUCUAAGGGGUCUAUUUGGUUGGAUGAAUAUGUACUUCCGCAAAUGCCCAGAUUAUCUCAAGCCAUGUAUCUUGUAUCUACCAAUUUUACCUCGAAACCACCUCAUUCGGCGGAGGCGACUGAUAAGGCGAUGGAUUGCUGAGGGUUACUCUAGGGACAGCCAUGAUGAAUCCGCGGAGAUGACUGGGGAGAAACAGUUCUCUGAGCUCCUUAACCUGAGUAUAAUUCAGCAGCCAUCUGCGUUGGGUUUGGGUGACACAAGGAUGGUCUUGUGCCAAGUCAAUGGCUUCUUUGGUGAGUACAUUGUCUCACGCCAAAUGGAAGAGAACCUUGUGUUUGAACUUAGUGGAAGUUGUGCUGUAACCACCCAACGCACAGGACGUCACCUUGUGAUAUCAGAAAGCUGGAUCAGAGAUAGAAUUGUGUUCGAGAGCAUUGACUUUUCUCGGCUCCGGUCACUGACAGUGUUUGGGAAAUGGAAAUCAUUCUUCGUCUCUGAAGAUAUGAAGCUGCUCCGGGUGCUUGAUCUAGAGGGUGCAUCCAAUGUAGAGUAUGGUGAUCUUAAUAAGAUGGUUAAGUUGAUGUGCCGCCUCAAAUUCCUCUCACUGCGAGGAUGCCAUGAAAUCAACCAUCUGCCGAGUUCAAUAGGAGGUUUGAGGCAGCUCCAGACUCUUGAUGUUCGACACACCUCCGUAGUCACCUUGCCAGUGAACAUCACCAAGCUGCAGAAUUUGCAGUACAUCCGUGCGGGAACCACCGCCCCAGCAAAGAUAGCGCGGGCAGCACAUCAUUUAGUGCCCCAGCUGUCCAAGUUCUGUGGUGGCCGUCAGAUGGUUGGUGUUGUGGUGCCUCCAGGGAUCGGGAAACUGACGGCAUUGCACACGCUUGGUGUUAUCAAUGUGAGUGCUUCAAGGACAAAGGUCGUCCUAGAAGAUCUCAAGAUGCUCACCCACUUGCGCAAGCUCGGAGUGUCUGGCAUCAACAAGAAUAACAGCAGCAAGUUUUUACAUGCAACCGAAGAUCUUGUCCAUCUGGAAUCACUGUCAGUGCGACUCGAAGAGAACAACCAAGAUUGUUUGAAUGAUAUAUUGCUGCCUUUGGAGAGCCUGCGGAGUCUUAAACUUUAUGGGCUUGGAGACCGGUUGCCUGACUGGAGCGCAAAGCUCACCAAGCUCACAAAGAUGGUUUUGGAAAUAGCCAAAUUAACAGAAGAUCUUGUCUCCGUGCAACCGGAAGGUGUGGCACAGCAUGGAAGAAGGGAACACACUAGUGGCGUCAUCAAGUUCCUAAGCGAGCUAUCAGGACUAUGCAUUCUACGUCUUCGUGUCGAUCAUCUUCAGGAUAAUCAGCUUGAUGUGUCCAUAAUUUUUAAUAACCUAGAGGUGGAUUCUUUCGAGAAAAUAAAGAUCUUCGAGAUUGCUUGCAGCUCCAGCUCGCAUGUUACUUUUGGAGAGAAAACAAUGAAAAAACUUGAGCAGCUGAAGGUGGACUGCUGCAGUGGGUCGUCACUCUUAGGCCUGAAGCAUUUACCUGAACUCAAGCAAAUUUUGCUCACGGGUUCUAGCGGCGAAGAACUGAAGAUCUCCACACAGAACUUGCAAACUACGCAAAGCAGAAGUGUGAAGCUGGACGAACUACGCUCCUUGUCCUCGUAG